AUGGUUCCCACCAAUAUUGUGAUCAUUGGAGCUUCCACCGUGGGCCUUACUGCAGCUCACGAGUUGCUGCGCGAUGCCCGUAACUUGAACGCUAAGGUCACCCUUAUCAAUCCUUCGGCGACCUUUUAUUGGAACAUUGCUGCUCCCCGUAUCGUUGCCAAGCCAAACGCUUUCCGAGCCGACGAGUACCUCCUUCCCAUCAAGGAAGCUUUUGCCCAAUAUGCGGCGGAUUCAUUUGAAUUCAUCCUUGGGACUGCGACUGACAUUGAUACAUCCUCUAACACCGUAUCCGUAACCCCCAAUGAGGGGGAAGACAUGUCGCUGCCAUACGACCACCUCCUGAUCGGCUCGGGUGCCACCACUCCUGCCACCACUGGUCAAGUCACCGGUUCCUCUAUUCCGUUCAAACACUCUGGACGUGACGAUUUGAAGGAGGUUAUCGAGGCAGCUCAGAAGCUUACCACAAGUGCCAAGAGCAUUGUCAUCGGUGGAGCAGGCCCAGUCGGAGUGGAGUUGGCUGGUGAACUUGCCGAGGCCGCCGCAGAGAACUCCAGUGACGUUUCCAUCACGCUAGUCUCUGCGACAGACCGUGUUCUGCAUACGCUCAAGUCAUCUGCUAGCUCAGCCGCAGAGGGUCAGCUCAAGAAGAAAAAUGUCAACGUGAUUACUUCCACGCGUGUUCUUGGAGUUGAGGCUUCAGGUGACUCCUGGAUUGUCUCCUUAGAUAGCGGUGAGAAGCUCACCACCGAUCUUUACAUCCCGACCACCGGCUUCAUCCCGAACAACAGCUUCAUUCCGGAGCGCUUCCUCGCCACUGAGGGGUGGGUUAGAGUCGAUAAGGAAUUGCGCGUGCUGUCUUCGGAGAGCUCAGGCACCUUGCCGAUUUAUGCGGCGGGCGAUAUCACCACCAACUGGAUGCGACUUAGUUUCAAGGCGGCUGAACAGGCUCGAGUUGCGGCCCACAACAUCAAGGUGGAUAUUCUAGAGAAGGGCGAACGCAAGUCUUAUGAUCAGGGCGAUAGUGUCAUGAUGGUCGUGCCGAUUGGCGAAGCUGGUGGCACUGGGCAGAUCUUUGGUUUCGUUCCGUGGGGCUUCAUGGUCAAGAUGAUCAAGGGCAAGGACUACUUCAUGUCCAAGGCACCAGAUUACCUAGCAGGCAAGGCUUAA
Messenger RNA from Penicillium longicatenatum, 1167 nucleotides. RefSeq names its product NAD(P)/FAD-dependent oxidoreductase. The transcript has a single exon. Gene Ontology annotation, cellular component: cytoplasm. The coding region runs from base 1 to 1167 and encodes 388 amino acids. Gene Ontology annotation, molecular function: electron-transferring-flavoprotein dehydrogenase activity; flavin adenine dinucleotide binding. Lineage: Eukaryota; Fungi; Ascomycota; Eurotiomycetes; Eurotiales; Aspergillaceae. The record is from RefSeq and is a predicted model, not a curated record.